This is a messenger RNA of Lucilia cuprina (Australian sheep blowfly), 1811 nucleotides long. RefSeq names its product Golgi pH regulator (gene GPHR). The coding region runs from base 151 to 1518 and encodes 455 amino acids. The transcript has 7 exons. Gene Ontology annotation, cellular component: Golgi cisterna membrane. Lineage: Eukaryota; Metazoa; Arthropoda; Insecta; Diptera; Calliphoridae. Gene Ontology annotation, biological process: intracellular pH reduction. Gene Ontology annotation, molecular function: voltage-gated monoatomic anion channel activity. The record is from RefSeq and is a predicted model, not a curated record.
UUUUUUUUGCUAUAGAGGUGUUGGCGUUUAUUUUUUUAAAAUUUUCCCAAUUUUUUAUAAACAAAUACAGAUUUUUUUCUAAAGAAAAUGCCCCAAACGUGUUAAAUACUUAAUUUUUGAUAGAAAAACAAUCUUAAACAAUUUACGACCAUGGCAUUUUUGAAUGAUUGUAUUAUAGUGUUUGUCUCCCAGGUUUUAUUUUUUGCUGGCGGCUGGAUUUUCUUUGUUAAACAAUUGUUUAAGAACUAUGAAAUUCGUCACAUUUCAGUGCAGUUAAUAUUUUCGGUGACAUUUGCCCUGUCCCUCACCAUGUUCGAACUGAUUAUUUUUGAGAUUUUGGGUGUCUUAGACUCUAGUUCCCGCUAUUUUCAUUGGCGUUUGGGCUUGACCUCAUUGUUGCUGAUGAUAAUUGCAGUUAUUCCUUUAUAUAUUUGUUAUUCCGUUAUACAUAGUAUAUCGUUUGUUUCCGAAAAAUGGGUACGCAUUAUGACCACUUGUUGCUGGUUUAUAUUCCUCUAUGGUCUGUGGCGUAUAGGAGAACCUUUUCCCUUAUUAAGUGCCUCCAAUGGCAUUUUAACCAUUGAACAAGGGGUAUCACGCAUAAGUGUUAUAGGUGUAACCGUAAUGGCAAUUUUAUCUGGAUUUGGUGCUGUCAAUUGUCCCUAUCAAAGCAUGACUUAUUUCAUAAGGCCAGUAUCACAAAGUGAUGUUAUUAACUUGGAAAGAAGAUUGCUCUUAACCGUCGACAUGAUUACGGGUAAAAAGAAGCGUGUUGCUUUGGAAAUGCAUAGACGUAAUAAAACCAAUCAAACUAGACCCAGGCUAUGGAAUAUAUUAAGCUCGGCUGUUAAUAGAGUAGAUUCAGGAGGAGAGAAUAUCAAUCAAUUGCGCAUGGAAAUCUAUGGUUUGGAAGAGUUGUUAAGACAACUUUUCUUAGAAAUCAACUAUUUAAAAAAUAUGCAAGAACGUCAAAAAUGGUCACAAACCUUGCAGGGCAAAUAUUUCAAUGUUAUAGGCCAUUUCUUUAGUGUCUAUUGUUUGUGGAAAAUAUUUAUAUGUUGUGUUAAUAUAAUCUUUGAUAGAGUGGGACGCAAAGAUCCCGUUACCAGAGGCUUGGAAAUAGCAGUGCAUUGGUGUGGUUUUGAUAUAGAUUUGGCAUUUUGGAAUCAACAUAUUUCCUUUUUAUUAGUAGGCUGUAUGGUGGUUACCUCUAUAAGAGGUUUAUUAUUAACUUUAACUAAGUUUUUCUAUCGCAUUUCCUCUAGCAAAUCUUCCAAUAUUAUAGUCUUAAUUUUAGCCCAAAUAAUGGGCAUGUACUUUUGUUCUUCUGUCCUGCUAAUGCGCAUGAAUUUACCAGCUGAAUAUCGUGUUAUUAUAACCGAAGUUUUAGGUAAUUUACAUUUUAAUUUCUAUCAUCGUUGGUUUGAUGUUAUAUUCCUGGUUAGCGCCUUAUCCACCAUUGUUGUAUUGUAUUUAUCCCAAAAACCCUGGAAUUAUGGUGAUUCCUCUUUAGAUUAGUUUAUUUUUUUAUAUAGUUCUCUAUAUAAAAAGUAUUUUAUUAUACUAUUCUUAUGUGUUAUGUGUAUAUUAUAUUAACACUUUAAAGAUCAUAUUCUGUGUUAGAAUAUUUUCUUUUAAAUGCUUUAAAAAAAGACUUGUUUUCUUUUCCUAUCUGCCUUUCUUUUGUAUAACUAUAUAUGGCUCUCUUUGUAUAGCAAUUAUAAUUAUUAAAAAAAAUAUAUAUUCAUUGUAAAAUAUUUAAUUAUAUUUUAUGCACAAUUUCUAAUUUAAUUACUCUAUUUAUAUAUUUA